Enterobius vermicularis (human pinworm) is the source of this 372-nucleotide messenger RNA. The record is from the annotation of a GenBank genome assembly. NCBI's taxonomy places the organism in Eukaryota, Metazoa, Nematoda, Chromadorea, Rhabditida, Oxyuridae.
AUGACAAUGACAAUGAUUGUAGCUGUAAUUUUGGGAGAGAUGGAGAAGGACGGGGAGGAAGUUGAGGAGAAUGGGCGGAGGAGAUUUUUAUUUGAAAUACUUGAAACUUGCUGCUGUUCAAUACACAUCACUGUUUUGAGCAUAUGGUGCUGCCUUUGUGCAAUAACAAUGAAUGUGGGACAAAGGAAGCAAAAAUGUGGAGGUGGUGGUGGUGGUGAUGUUGGUGAUAUUGGUGUCCAAAGUGAUGCAAUGCGAACAACAAUAGGGAGGACAGAAAUUAGUGAAUGUGAUGUACAUAGACAAUCACAUGCAUUCAUUGUUAUAUGUAUUCAUAUGUAUGUAUCUGCGUGUAGAAACGAUGAGUCGGCGUGA